Monosiga brevicollis MX1 is the source of this 1593-nucleotide messenger RNA. RefSeq lists its product as uncharacterized. The annotation marks the transcript as partial. Gene Ontology annotation, cellular component: cytoplasm; plasma membrane; phosphatidylinositol 3-kinase complex. Gene Ontology annotation, biological process: phosphatidylinositol 3-kinase/protein kinase B signal transduction; cell migration; phosphatidylinositol-mediated signaling. The record is from RefSeq and is a predicted model, not a curated record. The transcript is spliced from 11 exons. NCBI's taxonomy places the organism in Eukaryota, Choanoflagellata, Craspedida, Salpingoecidae. Gene Ontology annotation, molecular function: 1-phosphatidylinositol-4-phosphate 3-kinase activity; 1-phosphatidylinositol-3-kinase activity.
AUGUCGCCGUACGCCACUCCUCGUGCCUGGCAUGACGCGCAGGUACCGGGCCGGUUCGAGUACUUGCAGGGCGAGCACCGUGUCAUUGACUACUUCUACGUGCGGCGCUGUGUGCUGCGUCAUAUGCCGAUCGAGUUGGAGCUGAUGGUGCAAGCAGACAUUCCUGGUCAAUACCCACGGCUAGAAAUCAACACCUUGCCCCACGACGAUGUCAGCGAUCUGUUGUUGACGUUGUGCAGCCAGCACUCGACAAACCCCACCCACGAUGAGUUGAGUCAGGCAAGCGACCUGCAGGAGUUGCCGAGGCAAAUUUCUUCCUGGAGUCUGGAGCAGGAUCUGAGCAUCAAACUGUUGCAGUUGGCCGGGUUGCCAAAAGAUCACCAACUUCGCAUCAAAUUUACUCUGGCCCACGGUGAUCAGAACUUGGCGCCAGAAUACUUGCUCAACCUGUCGCGUGCUGAAGCAGCCUCAUCCGAUGUGCUGCUGCGCCCUCUUCACCUGCCCAUUCGCGUGCUAUACCCUGGCGCCUUUGACGAUUACAUUGACUCGUCGGAGCUCUUGGUACCCGGCGCGCUCUUGGGGCUUGUCAGUCGGCUGGCUAGUCGGCGGGACGGUAUCAAGCUGAGUGAUAUUAAACAUAAGCGGAAGAAGUUCCGCAAUGCCUUCGUGGGCCGAGACCUGCGUAGACUUAAAGUGGUCGUAGCGGCUGUCGAUCCCGCCCACACCCAGUUCGAGGAGCAGGACGUGUACCAAUUUGGAGCCUUUUGCCGUGUUCGCAGUCGAACCAUCGAUGAGGAUGGGCAAGAGGAUUUGAUGUUGUUUCGCCGCCGCCACGAGUGCAGUCGAUAUCCACGAUUGCUUCCCAAGUUCCUCCAGGCCAUAGCAUGGAAUCAAAGCUGGCAUGUGCGGGAGGCCUACCGGCUGAUACCAGACUGGUUGGCCAACGGCAGUUCAACCAAUGCAUUGCAGCUGCUUCUCUAUCACUUUGCAGACCCCUUUGUUCGGCGCGCGGCUGUGCAAGCACUGGCAACGAUCGGUGACGAUGACUUUGAGUCCUACCUUCUUCAACUCGUCCAGGUGCUACAAUUUGAAAUCUUCCAUGAUUCUGCGUUGGCACGCCUCUUACUCAAGCGCAGCUUAACCAACCGACGUGUGGGUCAAGCCUUAUUUUGGCAUUUGCGUGUUGAGCUUGACAAUCCCGCUCUGCGUCUACGCGCUGCCUUGCUUCUGGAGGCAUACUGCCUGGCUGCAGGUGACAUGGUGGGGGUGCUGUUGAACCAAGUCAAUUCGUUGCAUGCCCUGGAUGAGGUGGCCACGGCAGCCGCCGACGGCAAACAAACGCAAAUGCAACGAUCAACUUUGCUGCAAGACCGCUUGCAAACCAGUGACUUGCACUUUCCGCUAACUAUGCCAUUCAACGUGGGCAUGGUGGCCAGCGGCAUUCAACCGCUCAACUGCCGCGUGAUGGACUCGAAGAAGAAACCACUGUGGCUCGAGUUGCAGAACGCCUCUGCUCCUCGGGAAACGUUCAAGGUGUUGUACAAGCGCGGUGAUGACAUUCGUCAAGACAUGCUGACGCUGCAGAUGCUGCGU